Molecule: messenger RNA, 1161 nt
Organism: Cheilinus undulatus (humphead wrasse)
Lineage: Eukaryota; Metazoa; Chordata; Actinopteri; Labriformes; Labridae
Product: homeodomain-interacting protein kinase 1-like
Exons: 8
Coding region: 1-1161 (386 amino acids)
Biological process (GO): positive regulation of transcription by RNA polymerase II; peptidyl-serine phosphorylation; smoothened signaling pathway
Cellular component (GO): PML body; nucleus; cytoplasm
Molecular function (GO): protein serine/threonine kinase activity; SMAD binding; transcription corepressor activity
Source: RefSeq, a predicted model, not a curated record
AUGUCAGCAGACAUCAGCACAGCUGGCCUUCAAACAACUGAGACUCUGUACAGCUGCACAUCUGCCUACUCCGUUUUGGAGAUAAUGGGCGAAGGCUGCUUCGGCAAAGUGGCCAAGUGUGUGAAAGAGUCCACUAAAGAGAUGGUGGCUGUUAAAAUACUCAAGAAUAUUCCUGGUUUGAUCCAGGAUGUUGACAAAGAGGAGGCCAUGCUGGAGGCCAUCUCCACUCUGAACCCAGAUAAGACCUAUCUAGUGAAGUUUUAUGAGCGGUUCCGUUACAUGGGACAGACUUGUCUGGUAUUUGAGAUGCUGGACAUCAAUCUGUACACCAUGAUUGAAGAACUCGGGACAUCACUUUAUGUGCAUGAUAUCCGACCAAUCGCACACCAGCUCCUGGUCGCUUUGGAUGCCCUGAGGGGUCUGGGCAUAAUUCAUUCUGAUAUUAAGCCUGACAACGUGAUGGUCGCCAACAGGAAGGACCAAAAUGUAAGGGCCAAACUCAUCGAUUUUGGUGUAGCCAAAAAAACCAGAGAUGUCAAGCCUGGGCUCAAAAUUCAGCCACGGGGAUACAGGGCUCCAGAAGUUGCCCUCGGGCUUCCUUUUAAUGAGUCUAUUGACAUGUGGGGGGUGGGAUGCAUCCUGGCAUACCUUUACCUGGGUGACCACCUCUUCUCCUACAACUGUGAAUAUCAGAUGAUGAGCUCCAUGGUGAAGGUGCUAGGUAUGCCGGACGAUGAGCUGCUUCGUUCUGGGAUGUAUACCAGGACCUUCUUCACUCAGGAGGGGGCUGGUGAUGGUUCCUCAUGGAGGCUUCUGACACCUGAAGAAUUCAAAGACAUCAACGGCACUGAUGUCAAAGAGAGGGUCACAGACUGGGAGCUGCCCAGUUCUCUGGAUGAUCUUGUUCAUGAUGACUUCUUCAAGCCCCAUGAUCAGAUUGAAGCUGCUGCUCUGGACAUGAUGAGUACGAUGGAGUACGCAUGGCUGGAGAACCCAGUGAAAUUUGAGAAAUCUCAUGGCAUUAAUAACACCCUGGACAUUGACAUUGUCCCAAAGUUUGACUCUAAGGAAGAGGAGACUUACAUCCUAAUUGUGGAAGGCUUUGAACCUUUGAUCGAUGUGCUGAACCAAUGUUACUUUAUUUCCAUCCUGUACGAAUGA